GAGCGGCAGCGCGGCAGAGCGGCAGAGAUCCCGGUCGGUCGUGUUCCAAUGCUGGGAGAAACAGGGACCGCGGGCUGCGGGGAGAAGGCUGCAGGGCUGCCGGGGCCGACGAGCCAGGCGCACCGCCGGGAGGAGGCGGCUGCAGGCGGCGCAGGGUGCCGUGUCUCCGGCCUGGUCAGCUGGAGGCAGAGACCGGGCAGGACUUCAGCCGUGUUCGCUGCGGCCAACGCGGCGCUCUGGUUCGUGGCCUUCAGCUCCUUCCGGACCUUCAGCCUCCUGGCCGUCCUGCUGGGUCUGCUGGUCGUCAUGGUGGCCGCCAGAGACUUCGCUUGGUCCAGAUCCAAAGGAGCUCACUUGUGGCGCAGCAUGACGGCAAGCUGGGAGAUCAUUGACUCAGGUCAGGACAGCCGGUCUGGGACUGGAUCUCAGCUCAGCAACUCCCUCAAACUCUUCCUCCAGGAGACAUCAGCUUUCAAACAGCAAAACCCUGGCAAGUUUUGCCUGCUGGUUUGCAGUUUAUGCACUUUCUUUGCUGUCUUAGGACGCUACAUUCCAGGGAUUGUUAUCUCAUAUAUUCUUGUGCUAGGCAUUUUCCUGUGGCCUCUGAUCUCAUUUCACGAGGUUGGUUUGUGGCUGAAGCCAGUUCUGCAGAAGCUGGACUUUGGCAUCGGGGAAUUCCUUCAGAAAAUCAAAGAGAACCAUGAGAAAAGACUCAUGCAGGCUCAGACUGAGAAGGAAGGCAUCGAGUCGGACCUCUCCUCCAUGUUUCCCAAGCUCGACUCCACAGCGUGUAAGGAAAUGUCUGUGUCGGACACAGAGGUGUCUGAUGUGACGUGGACGGACAACGGUACCUUUAACCUGUCAGAAGGACACACUCCUCAGACCGAGAACUCAGAGGACCUCGACAGAGAAGAGGCGUUCACUGGAGGCCUUCCAGAAUUUCCCUCACUCGACAACGGUACAACGACCAACGGUGACGAGGACGAUGACUUCAGCCUCGGCCUUCCCUCACCUCCACCUCAGCUGCUGCUCAAAUCCAAGCAUACACCGUCUCCUCACAAAGACCUACCCACCGAUAAAGCCCUGGAACUGGUCAACCAGAUGGCGGGCGACUUCAUUGCCGCUGCCGUCACAGCCGCCAUGCAAGAGAGAAUAGAAGCAGCGAUCGGCCUCACAGCGCCAAGCUCCGACUCAGAGCGGUCAAGACUCCCAGAUACCACCAGGCUGCUGGAGCUGGCCGAGGAGUCGGACAGCGAGGUGGAGGACUUUGAGCUGCUGGACCAGUCCGAGCUGGAGCAACUGGAGGGGGAGCUGGGGCUGGGGGAGGAGAAGGUCCAGGCCACAGAGGAGGAUCAGUCCACGAGUGAUAAGCCAGCCUCUCCUGGAUUCUUCUCUCAACUCCUGAGACGCCACUGAUUGAUGAAGAGUACAAUCGGCAGGGGGAGGGGGGGGUGUUCUGGUCACAUGAGACUGUUUGGGGUUGUGAGAAAAUAAUUUUUCCAUUAUAGUUUUUUUCCUGUAGAGUUAACAUCAACCAUUCAAAACAAUUUGUCAAAAAAAAAAUGCAUGCGAAAGUUACUUUAAUCAGAUCAUCUCAAACUAACCCCGAGGUCAGACUGCACGAUAUCAGCCAGAUAAUAGCCCGACCCGACAGAUGUCGUGACCAAAAAUGGCCACUGGGUGCCACUAUUGCUCGUUUUAUCGUUGCGGAUUGUGUGAUAGAGGAAAAAACAACUGAUGAGGCACCUGGGACACCACACAACGUCCCAAAGAUAAAAUACAACUGCGAGGUGUGAGCGUGUCACAAAUUGAAAAUAAUGAAAUGUGAAACUCGGAGGAGGGCUUUUGCCUGUCCUAUCUGCACAUGUCACUAUUUAUUUAAUUAUCUAUUUAUUUUUUGCAACAUUAGUUUGGUCCCUUGUUGUGAACCCCCGACAGUUUACUGUUCAACAGUUGUACUGUUAGCCUACUGGUCCAUAAUGGUCCAUGACCAGUAAGAUAUACGAACAUAUCGUGUAGUCUGAUCCGAUUUGAGGACUUUAGGGCUGUUGGUUCUAACCAAUUUACUGUAGUUACAUUUGUCUUUUCAAAAGCAAUUUUUAUCACCUAAUCACAAUUUUGAGAUCAAUGAAGCAUUUAUAAAAAAGUAUAUAAACAUUUUUAUUUGUGGACAACUAUGACUAUAAUAGCAGGGUUUUAACGGUUCUGAAGCCGAGACCGAAACUGCAACACAAACAUCCACAAUGUAUAACUGAUAGAAUUAAACAAUUAGCAAUUAAAAUUAAAUUAAUAUUUCAUAUUCUAUACUGAAAUCAAAUAUGAAUAACGGCUGUGUUGUAUUGUUUCAUCAAUCAUUCAUUAUCUGUUUAUGCACUUAAAAUGUCUCUGCUUACACCUAAACUACAGUGUGUUAUAAACCGUUUAUUAACUAUAUAAUGCUUAUAAAUGCUUAUAAUACGUUUGUCUCUGGAUUAUUCACAAACUAUUCAAACUGGUAUUGAUCUUCUCAACAACUCAAUGCAAUGAGUAACAACAUUUCCUAAAAUAGCGAACAGUUCAAACUUCCCAAAAAUAUUAAACUCCUACAUUGAAUAGGUAAAAACACAGGUUGAAAAAAAAAUGCAUUGAGAAGAGCAAUAUAACUGCAGCAAAAUGCAUUUUUCACCAGAGACCUGAGGUGUUAUUUAGAGUAAAACAAUUAGAAAGCAUCCUGAUAUAUAAUAUUAAUGUAUAUUACAUCUGACUGCCUUUAGUUUCAAGACUCUCCAGAGUAGCCGGCUCACAACAUAACACUCACUCUGACAUUAACAUUGAUUCAUCUAACUACAUUACCCAGAAUUCAACAGGAAUUUGUAGACAAUCACUUGGCAAUCAAAUCACCUUUAACGCUCAAAAUAUUUACUACUUAUAUACUGGUUGGAUAGUUGACAAUGAGUAUUUAAACAUAGGAAACCUUUGUUUUAUUUCAUUUUUUUUUUAAAUUUUAUAUGUAAGUUAUUUUUCAUCAAAUGUAUAACAACAUGCAGCAGUUCUCAAAUACUAUGCAUGAAAAAUUAAAUGUUGUGACAUUAAAAUAUUUAAACAUUAAAAAACAUUUUACUUCCAGUGCUUUCAGGAAUUUUCACAUGGCUCAUUGUGGUCGUCAGUACGCAUAGGGGAAAAAAUCUAUUUGCAUUUUGGUCAUCCUCUAAAUCAAAAUUGAAAGUUUUUGGCUAUAGAGUUACUUUGCUAGAAAGCUACUGCACCAAUCUCACAAUGAAGAAGGAGUUCCAUCCUCAGGAGCAUCGUGAUAAAUAAUCUGAUAAUAUAAGCAACCAAGCGACCCCAUGAAGACCUCUCUUCCUCACAUCGUACGGUGAUCCAAAAAAGUCAAAAUAAAGUUUUAGUGCUGAAAGUUAAAUGUUACGAGAUGGCUUAUUUCCUUUUUGCACCUUAGUUAUGAUUUAACGAUGCAUCCAUGUAGAGCAGUCUGCUGUGUCGAGCAUCAAUGAUGGAUUCACAGGAUGAAAACGAAGAAUGAUUGGAAUGUUUAAUGAAAAAUGCCUUGUAUAUUAAAAUACAUUGUUUUCAUGAUAAAGACACACAGCAUUGUGUAAUGUAUCCUCUUGAAUGAAUCAUGUAUUGCCUUGUAUUAGCAUAAAUCUAACAAUGACAUAUUUGUUUAUCAGUGCCUAAGAGGACUUUGUAGUGGCUGCAGUUCAUUUCUAGCUCUCAUGUGAUAAAUGUAUAAGACAAAGAAUAUUCCAACUUCUGAAUAAGAGUUCAUGCAGGUUCAGGCUGCACUAAAUAAGUACAUUUUUUAAUAUUUAGUUAACUGAUAGAAUGAUUAAUGUUUUUAGUUAUUUUCCGGCGGUAUCGUGGUGGCUUCCAUGUAUUUGUCUAAAAAAUGAAAAGUCCUUUGAACUUAGUUCCAAAGAAAUGCAUUAAAAAAAUGUGCUUUUAUGUAAUUAAACUCAAUAAAAUGUUG
Messenger RNA from Anoplopoma fimbria (sablefish), 3967 nucleotides. It is a transcript of the gene retreg1, whose product is annotated as reticulophagy regulator 1. The transcript is spliced from 9 exons. Gene Ontology annotation, cellular component: endoplasmic reticulum membrane. NCBI's taxonomy places the organism in Eukaryota, Metazoa, Chordata, Actinopteri, Perciformes, Anoplopomatidae. Gene Ontology annotation, biological process: negative regulation of neuron apoptotic process; reticulophagy. The record is from RefSeq and is a predicted model, not a curated record. Bases 49 to 1416 code for a protein of 455 amino acids.